AUGGCUCCCGCACUCUUCAACUACUUUGGUCUCAAAGGUGCUGCACCUCCCACUGACGAGAAGACAUCAGUCAGAGCCCUACCUGCCUCUUGGUACACCUCAGAGGAGCUAUAUCAGCUCGAGAGAAGAUCCAUCUUUUCCAGAAAAUGGCUUAUGACCACUCACAAGAACCGGUUGAGAGAACCUGGCGAGUGGCUCCGCUAUGAAAUUGCCGGGUUCGAUAUUGUCAUCGCCUGUGAUAAGAACAGGAAGAUCAAUGCGUUCCACAACAUUUGCAGACAUCGUGCAUAUCCUGUUGUGAAUGAAGAAAAAGGAACCUCCAAGAUUCUGGCCUGCCGUUAUCAUGGCUGGUCCUACGGCCUUGACGGCAAAAUGGCAAAAGCGCCAGGAUAUCAAGAUUUGCCAGGAUUUGACAGGAGCCAAAACAGCCUGUUUCCUAUCCAUGUCCAUAUUGACAUAAAUGGAUUCAUCUGGAUAAAUAUGGACGCAAAAGCGACACCAGAAGUGGAGUGGCAAGAAGAUUUUGAAGGAUCAGAUACACAGGAUCGACUGAAACAAUUCAACUACGACGAUUACGAGUUUGAUCACACCUGGGAGAUUGCCGCAAAUUAUAACUGGAAAAUUGCAGCGGAUAAUUACAACGAAUGUUACCACUGUAAAACGACGCAUCCUGAUAUUCCGACAGUUGCAGAUCUCGCAUCAUACAGCGUGAAUACCCAGCGGGCGUGGAUCCAGCAUAACGGAGCUACGACGGCAGAACAGAAGGAAAGAGGGUUGACAGUAUGCGCCAAUUACUACUGGCCAAAUGCUUCAACCAAUGUUUCUCCUCAUUUCUUUUUCACACAGAGAUUUGUCCCCCGUGGACCUAAAGCUUCUCUGAUACGCUACGAAGUCUUCCGAAACAAGAAUUCUUCUGACGAGGAUUUCACCCUCAUCAAUGAUAUAUAUAAGCGAAUCAUGUCUGAGGACAAGGCUCUGUGCGAGCUGGCCCAAAAGAACAUCAACGCAGGCGUCUUCGUCGCUGGCGAGAUGCAUCCAAUCAUGGAGAAAGGACCACUUUUCUUCCAAAAGCUGGUCCGUGAAAACGUGACGGAGCACCGGAGGAAAGAAGAGCUAGCGAAGCAGGAGAUCUGGCCUGCCCGACAGACUCUGCCGACAAGUGCUUCAACAAUUGCAAAGGACAUCGAUCUCUGUUCCGGCCUAGCUUGUCAGACGACCAACCAGGAACAACUGGUUUGGUGA
This is a messenger RNA of Exophiala bonariae, 1242 nucleotides long. RefSeq lists its product as uncharacterized. NCBI's taxonomy places the organism in Eukaryota, Fungi, Ascomycota, Eurotiomycetes, Chaetothyriales, Herpotrichiellaceae. The transcript is spliced from 2 exons. Gene Ontology annotation, molecular function: 2 iron, 2 sulfur cluster binding; iron ion binding. Bases 1 to 1242 code for a protein of 413 amino acids. The record is from RefSeq and is a predicted model, not a curated record.